This is a messenger RNA of Funneliformis mosseae, 938 nucleotides long. Lineage: Eukaryota; Fungi; Glomeromycota; Glomeromycetes; Glomerales; Glomeraceae. The record is from the annotation of a GenBank genome assembly.
AUGACCGAAAGGAAAGAUACCAAUCCAUUUAAUACGGAGGGUUCUACGCCUCCUCACCUUCCAGCCAGCGUAUAUCAACCAAAUCCAUUUCCUAUAAACCCAGCGGAAGGUAAUCCUUGGGCAGGCACAACGAACGAACAACCUUAUCAAAAACCUCCACAGCAAGGACAUGUUAAUGCUUAUGAUAACACAUCAUCUUCAUAUGGACACAGUUAUAAUACUUCGGAUCAGUCCAAUUAUUCUACAUACACCAUGCAAAUGCCAACCCCGUCUGUAAAUUAUAACAUAAAUAAUUCAUCUCCUUACGGUUAUUCCAAUUCUGCUUAUAAUCAGAACGCCUAUGCACCAACUUAUGAUACCAAUGCUUAUAGCACAAAUGCAUAUAAUCCUAAUCCUAAUGAAUACAGUAAUACAAAUGUUAAUCAUGGUGUUGAUGCUUCUGAGCAUGACGGUCAUGUUAAAAGUGAACGAGAAGACUCGUAUGAUGAAAAUACUACCGAAUUGGAUGGUUCUGUCACGGCUGCCAAUCCUGGAAUAGAAACUCAUGAUCCUGACAAAUUGAAUAUUUCCAACGGUACAAUUAAAGCAUCUUUGAAUGGCACUCCUAAUAAAUGGAGACUUUUAUCUAGGUUUAUUCAAUUUAUUGCUAGCGUUGGCGCCUUGGCGUUUAUCAUUGGAGCUCCCGUCGCUUCUCAUGUAUCAACGCCGAGUACAGCUAAUAACACAGCAAUCAUUUUCCUUCACAUCGUUUCAAUCGUUUCGAUUAUUUAUUCAUUCAGUCAUUUGGUAUUUUAUUGUCUGCGUCGUUGGCGUCAUAAAAAUAAGGCACCAAGAUGGUCGUUAUUGCUUGUCGAUAUCGUACUUGGGGUAAGUUUUGGCACUUUAAUGGUAUUUCUAAUUAAAGAUUUUCGAUGCUCUCCUGGAAAGUUGAAUGGAUG